Messenger RNA from Entrophospora sp. SA101, 1179 nucleotides. NCBI's taxonomy places the organism in Eukaryota, Fungi, Glomeromycota, Glomeromycetes, Entrophosporales, Entrophosporaceae. The record is from the annotation of a GenBank genome assembly.
AUGAUUUCCAUACAGAUUGUAUAUAAUUUGACAAACCAGGUCCAGCAUCCACAGGAUCCGGUAUCCAAUUAUCAUCAUCAUCUAAAUUGUAUUCAUCAUCAUUUUGAUUUUCUAUGGGAAUUUCAGUACGUCCCAAUUCAUCAACCAACUCCAUCAUCUCCAACCACCUCUCCUUCAUUAACUCCACCUAUAACAACUCCACCUUCAUUAAACCCAUCUACAACAAUUCCUUCUUCAUUAACCCCAUCUAUAACAAUUCCUUCUUCAUUAACCCCGUCUAUAACAACUUCCCCUUCAUUAACCCCAUUGUCUCUACAACUACAAAGAGUUUCAAUUGAUGAGUCUCAAGCAUACGAAGAAGAACCACCUCCACCCUACGAACCUAAUCCUAAGUUUGAAUUUACUGGUCCUGAUAUUAAAGUGACUCGUAAUGAAUCGUAUGAUGAUGGAAUUGAUCCUUAUGUAGCUAGAAAACUAGCUCCAACAUCAAAUCCACAAUCAUCAAUAGCAAAUUCACGAUCAUCAACAUCAAAUUCACAAUCAUCAACAUCAAAUUCACAAUCAUCAUCAUCAAAUUCACAAUCAUCAUCAUCAAAUUCACAAUUAUCAACAUCGGAUUCACAAUCAUCAUCAUCAAAUUCACAAUCAUCAACAUCUGAUUCACAAUCAUCAUCAUCAUUGAAACAAAAUCAUCCAAAUAAACAACAACAACUUGAACCAACUAGUCCGGCUAUAGUAGCCCAACCAAUCCCAAAUCCACAAAAUCCACAAAUAAGUUCAAGCAGAUCUCCUCAAAGAAACCCAAAUCCUCAAAAUACUCAAAUCAGAUUAAGCAAGUCGCCUCAACCAAAUCAUAGUUCACAACCAAGACCAAAUAGUCAACCUCAACCAAAACCAAAUAGACCACAUAAUCUACAACCAAAUCAACCAACUCCAUCAUCUCCAACCACCUCUCCUUCAUUAACUCCACCUAUAACAACUCCACCUUCAUUAAACCCAUCUACAACAAUUCCUUCUUCAUUAACCCCAUCUAUAACAAUUCCUUCUUCAUUAACCCCGUCUAUAACAACUUCCCCUUCAUUAACCCCAUUGUCUCUACAACUACAAAGAGUUUCAAUUGAUGAGUCUCAAGCAUACGAAGAAGAACCACCUCCACCCUACAACUUUAAUCCAAUCUAA